ACUGAUGGACUCCACAACAGCAACAGCAGAGCUGGGCUGGACGGUGCAUCCUCCAUCAGGGUGGGAAGAGGUGAGCGGAUACGACGAGAACAUGAACACCAUUCGCACCUACCAGGUGUGCAACGUCUUCGAGUCCUCCCAGAACAACUGGCUGCGCACCAAGUACAUCUGGAGGCGAGGAGCACACCGCAUCCACGUGGAGAUGAAAUUCUCGGUCCGGGACUGCAGCAGCAUCCCAAACGUCCCAGGCUCCUGUAAGGAGACUUUUAACCUCUACUAUUUCGAGUCGGACUUUGACUCGGCCACCAAGACUUUUCCUAACUGGAUGGAGAAUCCUUGGAUGAAGGUGGAUACGAUCGCCGCCGACGAGAGCUUCUCGCAGGUGGACCUGGGCGGGCGGGUGAUGAAGAUCAACACCGAGGUGCGCAGCUUCGGGCCCGUCUCCAAGAACGGUUUCUACCUGGCCUUCCAGGACUACGGGGGCUGCAUGUCCCUGAUCGCCGUGCGCGUCUUCUACCGCAAGUGCCCCCGCGUGAUCCAGAACGGGGCCGUCUUCCAGGAGACCCUCUCGGGGGCGGAGAGCACCUCGCUGGUGGCGGCGCGGGGCACGUGCAUCGCCAACGCCGAGGAGGUGGACGUGCCCAUCAAGCUCUACUGCAACGGGGACGGCGAGUGGCUGGUGCCCAUCGGGCGCUGCAUGUGCCGGGCGGGCUACGAGUCGGUGGAGAACGGGACCGUCUGCAGAGGCUGCCCCUCAGGGACGUUCAAGGCCAGCCAAGGGGAUGAAGGGUGUGUCCACUGUCCCAUCAACAGCCGGACGACCUCGGAAGGGGCCACAAACUGCGUGUGCCGGAACGGAUAUUACCGAGCGGACGCCGACCCCGUGGACAUGCCCUGCACCACCAUCCCCUCCGCCCCCCAGGCCGUCAUCUCCAGCGUGAACGAGACCUCCCUGAUGCUGGAGUGGAGCCCCCCCCGGGACUCGGGAGGGCGGGAGGACCUGGUGUACAACAUCAUCUGCAAGAGCUGCGGGUCGGGCCGGGGGGCCUGCACGCGCUGCGGGGACAACGUGCAGUUCGCCCCCCGCCAGCUGGGGCUGACCGAGCCCCGCAUCUACAUCAGCGACCUGCUGGCACACACCCAGUACACCUUCGAGAUCCAGGCCGUCAACGGCGUCACCGACCAGAGCCCCUUCUCCCCGCAGUUUGCAUCCGUCAACAUCACCACCAACCAGGCUGCUCCCACUGCCACCAAAACAUGA
This is a messenger RNA of Empidonax traillii (willow flycatcher), 1261 nucleotides long. Its product is annotated as ephrin type-B receptor 2-like. Lineage: Eukaryota; Metazoa; Chordata; Aves; Passeriformes; Tyrannidae. Gene Ontology annotation, molecular function: transmembrane-ephrin receptor activity; ATP binding; protein binding. Gene Ontology annotation, cellular component: neuron projection; membrane. Gene Ontology annotation, biological process: angiogenesis; central nervous system projection neuron axonogenesis; cell surface receptor protein tyrosine kinase signaling pathway. The record is from RefSeq and is a predicted model, not a curated record. The coding region runs from base 5 to 1261 and encodes 418 amino acids. The transcript is spliced from 5 exons.